AGCCGAUCAACUACUUUAAGUAGUUUAACUAAUAAAUACAUCAAUUUUAAUUUUGGUUUUAAACUAAAGCACGUGUAUGCACUCUGAAAACAACCUACAUUCAUUUUUCAUUGGUUAGUCGUUAGUGAAGCAGAAAACUGGCUAAAUGAUGCCUUAAUAUUCAAACUUAUUUAUGUAUUGUGCUACAUUUGUGCAUGUAUCAUCUAAAUGAUGUGCGUCACGUCAAAUAAUAAACUCUAAUAGAUACACUUACGAGGAAUCAUGCUAUGGAUUUCAUAAUUCUUUUCAAAUAUACUCAGCAGAAUUAAUUGAUUGCCGAAGGAGUCAACGAUCGUAUCAUAAAUACUAUGUGGACUGCUAUUAAUAUUGUAAUUUUACUGGUGUUAAGCAGAUGCAUUACUGCUGAUGUCAAUAUAACUUAUGUGGUGAAAAACUAUCAAAAUCCGUAUAAUUUGGAUAGCCGAUUAAGAAAAUGCGAAGCAUUGAAUGUUUUCGGUGAUCAUUGUGAUCCGUUUUUUCAUUUUGCUGCCUACACAUCAACAGAAAAAUGGGAAAAACGUUCCACACUACGCAAAGAAGCUGGACCAUUUGUGAAUUCAAAGUAUGUUGAAAAAGUUCUAGAAGCUUAUGAGAUUCAUCAAACGUUUCCGAAAGCUAUAGAAAUAGAAUUGGACAUUCAGGAUAGUGAUAUAGAUGAUGAUCAAAGGAUAGCACUUUUCAGAAGGCAAGUACCACUUGAAAGCAAAGGAAAAUAUGAAUUUAGAAUGGGUGUUGAUGUCAAAGUUGAAGCUUAUAUAGAUAUAAGUUGUACAAAAGACUAUUAUGGGAAACGGUGCGAAGUUUAUUGUAUUCCAAUGCAAGAUUUAUGGACUUGUGAUGAAAUUACUGGUGCUCGAGUAUGCAGUAAACCAUGUUUACACGGAAAAUGUACUUUGACAAGUAUGAGUGCAAUAUGCGAAUGUACAGCAGAUUGGCACGGAGAAUUUUGUCAAACACCUAUAGAACCAAAGAUUAUUUCAACUAUAUUAGCACCUGAAAUUAAAGCUAUCCAUGUGGCUAAGCCAAUAACAAUUGAUCAAUCAGUAGUGAACACUACUAAAAAUCAGGCUAAUAAUGAUAAAAAUAAAGUGACUGCACAAUCCAAUUUAAAAACAUCAACUAGGCCAAUAAAACUACAGUUAGAUUCACGUCAGGUUGAUGAAAAUGAUAAUGUAAAAAUAGAAACUACUGAAGCUCAAAUUAAAGGUUUAGAAAUAAAAGUUAGAAAUUCUCAAAAGAAUGUGUCUUAUCAACCAAAUCACUCUAAAUCAUCUUCUGCGUUAUUGCCGUCAUCUUCACCUUUGCCGUCUGUUUCAACGACAUUGAAGUCCAGUUUGGUGAGCAGUAAAAUGGAUACAUCUAAACAGUCAGAGAGGAUAAUAAAUCCAACUGGUCUUUUCACUAACAUGGAAACACGUAAUUACAUGAUUUUGGCAUUCAUUAUAAUAGGCUUAUUAUUAUGGUUGAUUGGUAUUCUCGUCAUUGGUUUGAUUUGCUAUCGUCGGCGACGUAAUCAGAAGGCAUCAGUACGUAAAACCGCUUUAUGGACAAAUAUCAGCUAUGAACCAAGCUCACAUCCAACUCAAUGUUUAUCAUCAACGGAAUACUUCUUACCACAACAUGAAAAUGAAAAUUAUCAUAAUACAAUAAAAUUUUCACCAAACAAUAAUACUUUUCAUAAUUCAUUAAGAAAAACUUCACCAAAAAGUGCACUGAGAAAUUCAUCUACUUUACCAAGACUUCCAAAUAAUGAACAUUUUCAACGUCGAUCAGUACGUUAUACACGUCCAUCAAAUGAAAUGUCUAGAUUACGGUUUGGGACAAUCUCUUACACCCCAGUAACUAGUCCUUCACUUUCAAUGUACACUCAACGUUCUACUUUAUCACCAUCUGAAAGUUGUCUACCAAUAGCGGAUACUUAUGAAGAAUUAACUUGUUGUUUAAAUGAUCAUGCAAAUUGGAAGAGCAAUCAAGAAACACCUAAAUUAACAACUUUUCAAUAAUUGUCAGUGUGUUCAAUGUCUAACUUGUCACCUUCAGUGGUAUUUAACAAUUCUUCAGAUGAAUUAUUGGUGGUACUAGAGAGGGAUACAUCUAUUUACACUUCUAGGUUUUAAGUACAACCCGUUAUUGUAUAAAACUACUUUUCUUCUAUGUUAUUAUUAGCUUGAAUAAAACUCAUCAUUUCUCC
Trichobilharzia regenti is the source of this 2230-nucleotide messenger RNA. NCBI's taxonomy places the organism in Eukaryota, Metazoa, Platyhelminthes, Trematoda, Strigeidida, Schistosomatidae. The record is from the annotation of a GenBank genome assembly.